AAGUGUAGAGCCAGAGCCAGAGUCAGGGGGAGUCUCUCUAUUCAUUAACACGCAAUAAAAAGAGACAUGGAAGUCGGGUCAGCGGUUAGUGCUGUGAGGAGUAAGAGGGUACUGAUUGGCAACGAAGUCCGUCCUGCUGUGGUCGUAAUAAAGGAUGGGAAGAUCCAUCAAAUACUCUCAGGCAGCAACUUUUCGGGGGAUGGUGGCUGUGAGGUGUUGGAUGUGGGUGACAGUGUGGUGAUGCCGGGUAUUGUAGAUUGCCAUGUUCAUGUGAACGAACCAGGACGCACCUCCUGGGAGGGUUUCUGGACCGCCACCAGGGCUGCUGCAGCCGGAGGGGUGACGACGAUUGUAGACAUGCCACUAAAUAGCAUUCCUGCGACCACCACACUGGGUCAUUUUCAUGAGAAGCUGCGUGAGGCGUCAGGGAAGUGUUUUGUGGACACAGCUUUCUGGGGAGGCGUGAUUCCUGGCAACCAGCUAGAACUGCGGCCCAUGAUCCACGCCGGAGUGGCCGGCUUCAAAUGUUUCCUCAUCCAUAGCGGGGUGGAGGAGUUUCCCCACGUGACUGACUGUGAUCUACACGCAGCCAUGAAGCAGCUGCAAGGCACAGGAAGUGUCCUGCUGUUUCACGCAGAGUUAGAUGUUCAGCAGACAACGGAGGAGACUGGUGACCCGUCUCAGUACUCCACCUUUCUGCGGUCCAGGCCAGACGUCAUGGAAACGGAGGCCAUUCGCACCGUCACAGAGCUCUGCCUGCAGUACCAGGUGCGGUGCCAUAUAGUUCACCUGUCCUCUGCGAAGCCACUGAAACUGAUCCAGAGGGCGCGGCAGGCUGGAGCCCCCCUGACGGUGGAGACGACCCACCACUACCUCAGCCUGUGUGCUGAGAACAUACCUGCGGGGGCCACACAGUUCAAGUGCUGUCCGCCCAUCAGAGGAUCUAAUAACCGGGAGCAGUUAUGGUCAGCACUGAAAGAUGGGCAGAUCGACAUGGUGGUGUCCGAUCACUCUCCCUGCACCCCCGAUCUGAAGAAACUGGAUAGUGGAGACUUCACUCAGGCCUGGGGGGGAAUUUCCUCACUACAAUUUGGCUUGCCUCUGUUCUGGAGCUCAGCCAGUAAGAGAGGCUUUCAGCUGUCUGAUGUGGCGAGGCUUCUCAGCCAGAAAACGGCCCAGCUGUGCAGUCUCGACAACCAGAAGGGCAGCCUCUGCCCCGGCUAUGAUGCCGACUUGGUCGUAUGGGACCCAGAGAGAGAGUUCGAGAUUCAAGAAGCAGGCAUACACCAUAAAAACAAGAUAACUCCUUACCUUGGCUUUGCACUGCGGGGAGCGGUGUGUGCCACCAUCCUCAGGGGACGGCUGGUCUACAAAGAUGGCUCCUUCAGCCCCGAGCCUCUGGGGAAACACCUCCUCAUCCCUCAGAGGAACAAUCCAGCCCAGCUGUGAAGCAAGAUGACAUCUAUCAUUUCAUCAUAUUUCACUAUCCAAAAGUUCUUAAAUGACAGUUUUUGUCUGUAAUAGAACUGGGAACAGACGCUGGUUUAACAGAUUGUUAAGACCCUUUUAAACAAAGCUACUGAAGUUAAUGUGGCAGAUGUGAUGGAAACAACAUAAACAGACUGAAUCAAUCUUAUAAUUGAGCACAACACGUGUUUACAAAGACCCCAGACUGCUGCAUAUACAUUUUCAAGCAAAGUAUUCUCCUCAAAGACUGAACCAUUUGAUUUACAGAUAAACUUCUGGUUUAUUAUGUUAUUAUUAUUAUUAUGUCCUGAGAGUGGAGGUUUGAGGCAUGUGGAGUCUUCUGCCUUGAUUCUCUGACCUCUUACUCUAAAGGUGAUGAUUCUGACAAUACAACACUGUUUAAUGUAACUGAUGCACCAAAAUAAAACUCUGUAACAUGGUGAAACCUCUAAUUACUGGCACAACAUCAUAAUGUUGUUUAUAUCCUAAAAAAGGAGCCUAUUUCACUUUACUUUUCCUUGGCUUUUCCAAACUUUCAAAUAAUGUUUGAAUGGUACAAACUGUCCAAAUAUUAAAGUGAAAAAUCUA
Seriola aureovittata is the source of this 2055-nucleotide messenger RNA. RefSeq names its product Allantoinase, mitochondrial. NCBI's taxonomy places the organism in Eukaryota, Metazoa, Chordata, Actinopteri, Carangiformes, Carangidae. The record is from RefSeq and is a predicted model, not a curated record. Gene Ontology annotation, cellular component: cytoplasm. Bases 67 to 1449 code for a protein of 460 amino acids. The transcript has 11 exons. Gene Ontology annotation, molecular function: zinc ion binding; cobalt ion binding; allantoinase activity. Gene Ontology annotation, biological process: purine nucleobase catabolic process; allantoin catabolic process.